Drosophila arizonae is the source of this 1299-nucleotide messenger RNA. RefSeq names its product achaete-scute family bHLH transcription factor scute (gene sc). NCBI's taxonomy places the organism in Eukaryota, Metazoa, Arthropoda, Insecta, Diptera, Drosophilidae. Gene Ontology annotation, molecular function: DNA-binding transcription factor activity, RNA polymerase II-specific; RNA polymerase II transcription regulatory region sequence-specific DNA binding; protein dimerization activity. Gene Ontology annotation, biological process: sensory organ development; regulation of neurogenesis; positive regulation of transcription by RNA polymerase II. The record is from RefSeq and is a predicted model, not a curated record. Gene Ontology annotation, cellular component: RNA polymerase II transcription regulator complex.
UUUAAACGUGUGUGUGUGUGUGUGUGUCCGAGCGAGAGAGAGAGAGUGAGAUAGAGAUAUAGCGCGAUGUCAAGUGUGGUAUUCAAUGCAAGCGCCGUCGGCAAAAACGCCGCUGAACUAUUCCCCACAACGAUCGGAGGCGCUACAAAAAUGUUUCGCUAUCAGCACAUAAUGCCCGCACCGGAGCUGAAGUCGAGCAACGGCGGCGUUGGCGGAGGCGCUGGUGCCGCGCUGAUCAAGACACGCAAGUACACGCCGCGUGGCAUGGCACUGGCGAACGCCUCCUCCAGCAAUAGCAGCAACAGCUCCUCCUCAUCCUCCAGCUGCUCGUCGCCCUACAACGUCGAUCAGUCGCAGUCGGUGCAGCGUCGCAAUGCCCGGGAAAGGAAUCGCGUCAAGCAGGUGAACAAUAGCUUCGCCCGCCUCCGUCAGCACAUACCGCAGUCCAUUAUCGCCGAUCUGACCAAGGGCGGCGGUCGGGGACCGCACAAGAAAAUCUCCAAGGUGGACACACUGCGCAUCGCUGUCGAGUACAUACGCCGGCUGCAGGACCUUGUUGACGAUCUGAACGGCGGACCGAGCACAAACAGCUGCACUCCCACGGCAGCCCAAUUCAAUCUGUGCCUGGACGAGACCAGCAGCCAGAGCUCCAAUUCGAGCAGCAGCUCCACUGCCAGCUCCAGCGCCAGCCAGCAGCUCGCCCAGCAGCUCUACUACAGCAGCGCGCUGUUAACGCAAGCCAAUGCCACCGCCACGCCCACAGCGCUGCAGCAGCAGCAGCAAUUGCAGCGCCAACAGUAUCCCAAUCAUCCGCUAACGCCCAUCACACUGAACGCCAACAAUGCACAGACAGCAAUUCCAGCGACAACAACAACGACGACGACGUCAUCGAUGAUGAGCUCGACAGCCACAACAAAUAUCGCCGGUGGCUGCCAUUCGCCCACAUCCUCGUUCAACUCGAGCAUGUCCUUCGACUCGGGCACCUACGAGGCGCAGCCACAGCAAUUGUCGCCACCUGUGGCCGCCAUGGACGCUCAGCUGCAGCUCAAGUUCGAGCCAUACGAGCACUUUCAGCUCGACGAGGAGGACUGCACGCCCGACGACGAGGAAAUUCUCGACUAUAUAUCGCUCUGGCAGGAGCAGUAAAAAUACUAAAAAAAAGAAAAAAAACAUGCACACAGAAAUUUCAAAACUUCAAAAAAUUCCUGCUGUUUUGCUAUCUAGUCAAAUAUUUUGAGUUGAACCAAGUGCCUCAAACUGUAAAUAGACUCAGUUCUUAGAUCUAAGCCACAAUUUUUU